This is a messenger RNA of Cherax quadricarinatus, 3817 nucleotides long. RefSeq names its product misato mitochondrial distribution and morphology regulator (gene mst). Lineage: Eukaryota; Metazoa; Arthropoda; Malacostraca; Decapoda; Parastacidae. The record is from RefSeq and is a predicted model, not a curated record. Gene Ontology annotation, cellular component: microtubule; cytoplasm; mitochondrion. Gene Ontology annotation, biological process: mitochondrion organization; microtubule-based process.
CCCAACAAAGGAAGAAAUGUAGCAUCAAUCACGGAUGCCAUUUUAAUCACUAACUGUCACAUAUAAACCAAAGGAUAUAUAAUAAUUUACAUAUAUAAUGGCCAAUCUAUGUUUCUAAAUAAGUUCCUUUAAACUAAUUUUAACCGAAAAGUUCUUAUUGUCCACAGACAGUCAUCGUAGUUGAUACUGACUUGGAGGCGGCAUGAGUCUACCUGCAGUAGUCAAACAUCAUCCCAACUGCUGCAGUUAUUACCAGUGACACUACAGCUGGUGCACUUAUCACAGGAUAAGUGUUGAAUGACUCAGUGAGUGUAAAUAAAGAAAGAUUUCACCUCUAGAAUUUAAAGAGAAUAACAAGAAUGGCACAGACUACUCGUGAACUAAUCACCCUUCAAGUUGGACAUUAUGCAAACUUUGUUGGUACACACUGGUGGAACCUUCAGGAAGCAAGCUUCAUGUAUGGCACCUCUGCAGAUACAGGCAUCAAUCAUGAUUUCCUCUUCAGAGAGGGUAUCACUUCUCAAAGGCAAGAAACGUAUACUCCGAGGCUGUUGUGCAUAGAUGUAAAGGGAAGUUUAUGUAGUCUUUCAAGUCGUGGUUCUCUAUACAGUCCACCACAUCCUGAGCCUUCAACCAGUGAGGCUGCUUGGGAUGGUCCAGUCGACCUUAUACAACAAUUACCCGAAGUAAAGAAUGAAUAUCUGAUGGAUCUUGAACAGGAGGAUGCAAGAUUUUAUAGAGCAGCAGAUGAAGACAAGGACAUAUGUAUUGAUGAAGUUCCUGAGGCCCCUUUUGCAUUAACUCAAAAAAUCUAUGACCUGACAAAAUCAGUCAGUGUCUGGUCUGAUUUUUUGCGUCCUCAUCUCCAUCCCAGUUCCAUAUAUCUCCUCAAUGACACGUCAUUCAAAACUGGAAGAGCAACUAGCAACAGUGAUGAAGGUAUUUGGGGAUUUCCAUCAGGAUCUGCCUUUUUUCAGAGGGAUGAAGUGGAAGAAGAAGUAUCUGAUCGAAUUAGACUUAUGGCAGAGUCUUGCAACAGUUUACAAGGUUUCCAGGUAUUAAGUAAUGUCCAUGAUGGAAUGGGUGGAGUUUGCUAUGGAGUUUUGCAACACUUAGCAGAUGAAUAUGGCUCCAAGGACUCCAUAACAUUUGCCACUACUCCCUCACAUCUAGCUCCCAUCACACUUCAAGCCAGGACACUAAUGCAAGCAAAUAUUUUACAAUCGUAUACAGAAUUAAUUAAGCUGUCUAGUGUGUUUAUACCUCUCAAUCUUCGGAAACACUGCUGGGAUUUCCAGGCAUCUUGUGUUACAUUUCCAAACUUAGUACUCUUGGAAAAUAAUGCCUACAUUGCCAGCAGCGUUUUGGCAGCAUUUAUUGACACUGCAAGUUUAGUGUAUCGCAGCCGUGUCUCACCCAUGUCACUUUCAUGUGUAGUGGACUUUCUGACUCCUGCACGACGAAAUGUAGUAGGAGGAAGUUUAGCAUUACCAUUAGGACUUAGCUCUAACCAGGGAAUGUUGGAAUGGCUGCGGCAAGGAUACAAGCCUCAGUUAGUUUCUCUGAGUGCUGGAUGCAACUUCACAGUUGAACCCAUCAGUGAACUACUCAUUAUCAGAGGAAUUUCUCCAUCUAGACUAACCAGAGCAGACACCAAACUGCCUCCAGGAGUACACUAUAACAGUGCCUCUCAGCUUUAUAGUGAUUUUCUGCAAGAGUGUCGCAUACCUCCAAGUGAGCGCAUGGUGACCUCAGUCUCUGAUCCUCUGAAGCUCUCUCCACCCUUCCCUUCUAUCAUCUCAGGCUCAUUCACAGAAGAUGGUUUUGCAAAUUCUUUUGGUAAUGUUGCUGCAGCUGGUAUAAUCAAGAGUGCACCUUCUGAAGCAGGUCUGCACCAGAGUGGUGGGAUGACUCCUCUACUCCAUGAUCUUCUGACAGUGGCAGAAAAACUUGAUAUUUCCAAGGUGCCUGCAUUAUUGGAGGAGGGAUUUGACAAGGAUGGUUGGUCUGGUGUGGUGGAGGAUCUACGAACAAUUACCCUUAAUUAUUCUUUAAAUAAUGUAGAUAUUGACAGUUCUGAUGAUAGUUAAGUUUUUAGCUGCAUUUAAGCCUUAAUACUAAUUUUUUUAUUUUGUGUUUUUCUAACUUCUAGAAUUAUUCAGGCUGUCAGUUACUAUUUCUUUUCUUUGUUUAUUACUCAUUUGCAGAUUUUUUUUUUUUCAACAAACCGGCCGUAUCCCACCAAGGCAGAAAUAUAUUAUUGUAUAAUCAGUAUGCUAUACUUAGAGCCCCUUUACAAUUUCAUCAAGAUAGCUUCUUUGACUUUGGUAACCUGUACAUAAAUACAUGUAAUUUAUUGUAAGUAAAACCUAUGAAACCCACAAGAGACUUUUUAUAUAAGUUGGUUUUGGUAACCUGUAUAUACAGUGAACCUUCUUGUUAACGGACUAAUGGGGGGAGGGGUGUAUGACAUUGCCGACUGUUGCAACUUCUAAAUUAUGAAAUUAAUUUUUCACAAUCGUCUGGUUGUCUUCUGAACUAGCAGACCUCAUCUAAUGUAGAAGACCUCUAAUACUAUGGUACGGUAUUUUAUCAUAAUUGUUUACUUUUUUUGUGAAGGAGAAAUGACGUAUAAACUGCAGUGAUCAAUAGUGGUAACUUGGAUUAACUUCUGUUUUGAAUCAUCACUAUCCUUUACACUGUAAAUUUGCCCUUUGUUCUGCAAAUAUCAGACACUGUUUUGUAGCACCAUAUUCCUCACAUACCCAUGCCACUGUAAACUGCACUUUGCUUAAUAUGUUAAUAAUCACACAAAAUGCUCUAAAUCCUGGGAAAAUAGACUACCCUAUUUAUUUAUUUAUUUAGGGAUCAGCCACAUCAAAUCACCUUAAGCCAAUAACAACACAACAAAAAGCGGUGGUAUAAAUUAUCACUCGGUCUACUGCCAAACAACACAUUUCCCCAAUCUUCAGAGGCCUAAACCUACUAGAUAUAAAAAAAAAAUUCACUCACACUAUUGUGCAUACUUUCUUAGAAAAUGCAACAUGAUUCAGACACAAAAGUCUAUAUGAUAUUCCCCACAUCCAGCUUAAUCUGUGCAAAAGAACUCAAUGUUCAUAAACUGACUAAAAUCUGAAAUGCUACCUGAAAACUCCAGUCUCUCUUUCUGCCAGCUGCUUCUAGGUUACUGUUAAAAAAACACCUCCUUUCUGUAAUGUGAUCCAGACAACAGUUAUGCUGAACAAUUCUUUCAACCUGCAUUGUCCCUAUCCUUGUCUACUAUCCAUUCAUCACAUGUACCAGCUUCUUUCUUAAUACACCUCUAAUUACACCUUACUGAAUACCACCAAUAUUUUAAAACUAUGUACAGGUGCUCCCUGACUUACGAUGGGGUUAUUUUCCGAUGAACCCAUCGGAAGUUGAAAAUAUCUCAAGCCAAAUUUUUUUUUUUUUUUUUUUAACGUUGGCCAUCUCCCACCGAGGCAGGGUGCGCCAAAAAAGAAACACUUUCACCAUCAAUUCACACAAUCACUGUCUUUGCAGAGGCACCCAGAUAUGAAAGUUUAGACGUCACUCUAAACAGCCAAUUUUCCAAACCCCUCCUUUAAAGUGCAGGCAUUGUACUUCCCACCUCCAGGAUUCAAGUCUGGCUAACCGGUUUCCCCGAAUCCCUUCACAAAAUAUUACUCUGCUCGACUCACGAAAUUUUAACGACACGAUUGCAAACAAACCGUGCCAGGGACUGGGAUUCAACUCGUGGCGAGCGAGUUGUAAAACUCCAGGCUGGCACGCAAGCCACUGGGCCAGCUGGCUACAG